Solea senegalensis (Senegalese sole) is the source of this 1814-nucleotide messenger RNA. RefSeq names its product trophoblast glycoprotein-like (gene tpbg1a). Bases 1 to 951 code for a protein of 316 amino acids. Gene Ontology annotation, cellular component: plasma membrane. The record is from RefSeq and is a predicted model, not a curated record. Gene Ontology annotation, molecular function: protein binding. The transcript is spliced from 2 exons. Gene Ontology annotation, biological process: negative regulation of canonical Wnt signaling pathway. NCBI's taxonomy places the organism in Eukaryota, Metazoa, Chordata, Actinopteri, Pleuronectiformes, Soleidae.
AUGCAUCAGCGUUGUGAGAAUGACCGUAAAUGUUACAGAUGUGGUCGUCUCUGCAGGAUCACAGAGAUGGAAUCCCACAGCUUCUCCGUCCUCAUCAACCUGCGUUUCUUGGACCUCAGUGGGAACCAGCUGGCACUCAUCCAUCCUGAGGCUCUCAGCAUACCUGGCAGUCCCCUUCAGGAGCUCAACCUGAGCCGCUCGCUGUACAACUUCACUGCCGUGACAGAUCUCACCACAGCCCUGCGCUGGGGCGGCCUCAGGGGGCUCCUCCGCCUUGACCUGUCAGGAAACCACCUUGCUCUACUUCCCCCAGGGAUGUUCUCCCACCUUCCCAACCUGCAUCAGCUCUUCCUCACCAACAACUCUUUGGUAACCAUCUAUAGUGGGACCUUCUCUGGCCUGAACCAUCUGCAGGUGCUAGACCUGACACACAAUGCCUUCAAGACAUUUGGUGCCGAUUCUCUACAAGAGCUGGAGAUGCUUGGCAACAUCCGCAUCCUUCUUGGUAACAAUCCUUUCACUUGCACCUGUGAAAUCCGUGAUUUUGUUAUUUGGCAGAAUGAAUCAAGAGCUCAGCUGGACGUGGAUGCUGUGAGAUGUGCCACACCAGGAGUGGUAUCCAACGCCCAGCUGCGAGGACUCAGUGACCAGGCCAUCGGGUGUGUUGUUCCAGUUCAAGCAGAGGUGGCCGACCUCACUCUGCAGACGUCCUACGUGUUCCUGGGUCUGGUGCUGGGGUGUGUGGGCAUAGUCUUUCUUCUUGUGCUUUACCUGAAUCGCAAAGGAAUGAAGAAGUGGAUUAUUGAAAUGAGAGAUGCAUGUCGAGAUGUCCUGGAGGGAUAUCACUACCGAUAUGAGAUUGACUCGGACCCCAGGCUGGGCCACAUCCCGGCAGACAACAGUGGCAGCAGAGCACAAGGGCAUUUAAGUGACUGCAGUGAAAGUGGGUAACACCAUGUUACACAGACUCACAUUUUUCUCCAGGUGAGGCAGCUCGACUAUUUCCAAUACACAGACUGUGUGAUUAAGUGUUUCCACAGAGGGAAAAAUAGGGCAGAAUGAACGAUAUUUGGAAAUACACCUGCUGGCUCUGCAGCUGUGCACCUCCCUGAGCCUGUCAGACCCACAGUGUGUGUGUGUACUUGUAUUUGUUAUCUCUUUCGGACCGAUUCUGACUGACUUAUCAGGACCAGUAGUCCUCAUGGAGACUAAAAGAUGAGGACUAAGAUUUAAAAUGUGGUUCUGCAAUGUAGUGUCCUAGGAACAGCUGCACAAACCUGUGUGUGAGAAUGUGUGUUUACAGCAUGUGCAAAAAUCCAAUUAUUGCCAGACAAAAGUGCAGAAUUUCAUCAUUUGUUAUGUUGCAUCACACCCAUACUGGAUAAAAUGUGGCUAUGAAAAGCUCAGACUUUCUUGAUUAGAUUUUCACUACUUUUCUUCUUCUGCUCCAUUACAUCUCAUCUUUUGUUGACUUCUGCUUGUCAACAUUAUGUUAUUUUCAACUGUUUGAUGACAUGAAAAACUAUUAAUCUUUCAGGCAUCAUAAAAAUAUCAACUUCCCUUCAGAUGUCACACAAUAAAGGAUAUGAAGAAAAAUACAUGAUUAUUUUGGUUUUGUUGAUCUAAUUUCAUUUAAACUAUAUGGAUGCUGGGUUUUCUUAAUGGGAGCUUAGGUACAGGUAUUUGUUAUUGUUAUUUUUUUUUUUUUUUUCAUUUGAAAGUCCAUGGCACUAUGGCAAGCAGUUUUAACAUAUAAUCGGUAGACAGGAUAUUUACUACCAAUAUUUGCAACGUCAUUCUUAUCAGUCAGUAUG